UCCGGAUUGAAAGAGAGCAGAAUGUAAACAACAAGCUAACAUGGAGCUAUGGUUUGAAUGGGAAGAAAAUAAUGAAGAACAUUUGUCCUUUGACGACAGCGAUCGCUUUGAAGAAGAUUCACUUUGUUCCUGGGUUUCAGAGCCAGAAAGUCUCUGUGGAAAUUGGCGAGGCUGGAAGAGAAAUUCUCAAAAUGGCGUCCAGUUUGGUUCAGACUUGGGUGAAGCGACAGUCGAAACUCUUAUUGAAAUUUGCGCUAGGACAGUAGCAGAACAUUUUCCUUUUGAAACUGUUGAGUGCAAAUUUCCUCAGAUUCCUGAGCAGCUCCAGCAAAGAAUCGCUUUUUGGUCGUUUCCGCUCUUUGAAGAAGACAUUCGACUCUAUUCGUGUUUAGCAAAUGGCUCUCCGGAUAAAUUUCUGGAAGGGGAACAGCUUCUCAAAGUGCAGGCCGUUAAAGAUGUACUGCAGAUUGGUUUUCAUUUAAGUGGCACAGUUCACCAACCUCACAGUGUUUGCCAAAGCAAAGGAAUAUUUAAUGUAGCCGUCACAUUUGACAGAGGCCACAUAACCUCUUGUAAUUGUACUUGUGAUCAAACUGCAACCUGGUGUUCUCAUGUAAUUGCAUUGUGUCUUUUUCGAAUACACUUCCCAAAGAUGGUUUGCCUAAGAGCUCCAGUAUCAGAAUAUUUAUCUCGUUUGAGACGGGAUCAGCUCCAGAAGUUUGCUCAGUAUCUCAUCACAGAACUGCCACAACAGCUUCUCCCAACCGCUCAAAGGCUUCUUGAUGAGCUACUGUCUUCACAAGAAUCCACCAUCAACUCUGUACCAGGUGCUCCAGAUCCCACAGCAGGGCCAUCAGCUACAGAUCAUUCAAAAUGGUGUUUGGAUGAAAGUUCUCUCCAUGAGAACAUUAAAAAGAUGCUUGUGAGAUUUUGUGGCCCAAGUCCUUUGGUAUUUAGUGAUGUGAAUGCACUCUUUUUAGCAAAUACUGCUCCACCCACAGCUGCUGAAUGGUCAAAUAUACUCAGACCUUUAAAAGGACGAGAGCCUGAGGGGAUGUGGAACCUUCUGUCCAUUGUUCGUGAACUCUUCAGCAGGGGUGACAUGAAUGCAGUGAAUCUUCUGGUUAUUCUCACAGAAGAAUGUCUAGCCAAUGAUCAGGUGCUAAUUUGGUGGUAUGACAGUCGGAGUCAAGCUUCAGGGAAUUCCCCUUCUCAUAGUUAUGGAAAUAAUUACAGGGGGAACACCAAUACUGCAAGCACAGAAGCAACUAAACAUGCUUGUGCUGGAUUUUGUGAUGAACUUGUGGCAUUGUGGAGACUGGCAGCUUUGAAUCCCAAGUUGUCAGAUGAUGAGAGGGAAGAGAUGAAGAUGCAAUUGCAAGAGUGGCAUCAAAAGACUGUAGAUAAAGGACAAACAGGGCGAGGUGCCAGUGUUUCGAUUCCACCUGCAGCAAUUUCAUGCUUUCCUGGUUUUCUUGCUGCAAUAGAAGCUUGUUCUCUCAACUGGAAAAAUGUGGAUGUAGGUUUAGUUCCCAAAGAGAGAAAUCAUGAACCCCAGCUUUCUUCAGCGCUGAAGAGAGAUACAGGGACAGCACAAUCCUGUGGGAGCACAGAGACUGGACUUCAUGAAAAUGUCUUAUCACCUAUUGAAAGCCCCAUUGUUAGCGUCAGCCCGGGUACAACUGAAGAAAGCAUCGGCAGCUCAUCAGCAGAUGAGCACAACCCAAUUUUCGAUGCCGGUGAAGAUUUACAAGUCUUAUGUGCACGAAUGGAGGCUCUUCAUGUCCAUGGCUACAGUUCCCUGGCCGGAAAACUAGCCGUGAAACUUGCAGAGAAUAUUCUGAGCGAUGAUAGGAACGUCUCGUCCCAUUUUAGUGCCAGGAGCAAGAGACUGGGUGUUCGCAUGACAUCGUUUACAAAUACUAUUCUGCUGAAAGCUGGUUUUCUGUGCAAUGUGCUGGCAGAAGACCUGCACUGUCAUCAUUUAGCUUUCAAAGUCUGUAUGUUAGGAUUGGAAAUGCCAAGGCAGCCAGCUAAGAGUAAAGCAUUAGAGGUCAAACUGUUACAUCAAGAAUCAGAGUUGGUCAGCUUGCUAAAGAAACUUCCUCUUGGACCAGCUGAACUCGCUAUUGUUAAGGAAAAGGCCGGGCUUCUUCAUCAGGGUGAACUGAGAAGAGGAGAGGCUGUUCUGCCCAUCAUGUUGGCCUCAUUCAUCUUUGAUAUCUUGAGGUCAAGCGAUACUGAAUCAAAAGCUAAGCGGCAAGCUGCAAGGAAACUAUGCGAAACAACUAAAGAAGACGAAGAGCUGGGAUUUAAAGCUGCUCUGUAUGCUAUAGGAAUGAAAGGAAAUGCGUUUGAGCACCACUACCCCAUGUUAUGUGAAGGCACAAGGCAACAAAGAGGCGACCUGGCACUAGCGUUACUUGUUUACUCAAGGGACGAUCCGACGAAGAUUCGCCAAAUAAUGGACGUCAUUUUAGACCAGAAUCGGUAUGACCUACCGAGUGCUGCUGGUACGCCUCAAGAUAAGAAGAGAGUGGAGCGAUCUGAUUCUCAGGAUAAUAAGGACGAGGGAAAGGAAAGCGAAGCAUCUGGCACCAAUGUUGUCAAGGGCAAAGCUACUAUAGUGCUUCCUAACCGUAAAGCUAGUCACCAGUCCUCCAGCACCAGUGACAGUGGUACAGACAGCAGCUGUAAAGAUAGUUCAGGAAUAGACAGAUACAAACUCCGAGGAGGAAAUGAAAGAUCUUAUGAGCAAAGACUCUUAGCAAGUAAUGCUUCGUUGUCAUUGGAUGAAGAAAGCGGAAAUUCAAGUGGAGUUGAUACAGAUUCUGUUCCAGUCCCUCACCUUGGGCUGGCAGCGUACAAGGCUGAUCUUCAGGGAAGUAAGCAGAAUGACAAAGGAAUCCUCCAUUCACAUGAAACUUUAAGCAAGGCUUCACCUAAUUGUGAACCAACGCAGUGUGAUCCGUUUAUCAACAGCAGUCAACACUAUGACGCUGCCAGUAACCCGUCUUCCGUUCUUCGACCAGAUGCUGUUCCUCAGAGUAGAGAAGACCUCAUAGAUGUGGACCACCUACAUAAUCAAGUGCCGCUUGUGGAGGACUCGGAUACUAUUCCACCAAACCAAAACACUCAAAAUAGCGGUGAUCCUAACCUCUUUGCUCCGAGUGUCGAUGUUCCACGUCCUUGCGAAGGAAAUGCACCAUCACAGCGCUUAGAAAGUGUUCAUUUCUAUUGUAAUUCAAAUGACACAGAAGCUUUUAAUUCCUGUUCUAGCGACAACCCAGAGCUUAGCCAGAGGGUAAUCCUGGCCAAUCAUGGCCUCUCGUCUGAAGGUGAUGUGUCGGACAUUGAAGCGGAUUUUGAUGAAUGUCAUAGCCGUGUUCAGCAAGAAUUGUUUCACGAAAUUGAAUCAAGUCACAAUUUGGUAAAUGAGGGUGAAACGGGAGAAGUUGGAGCUUCGCCUUCAAGUGGUGCCGUCGAUAACGAACUCUCAGAGACAUCUAAUGUAUUCUUUCAAGUUGGAAAUAAGGCAUCUAGUUGUUCAGUUGCUGAAGGCGAAUCUUGCAGUGGAGGAGAUGCCGUUGUGAUAGCUCCAUCAGAAGUAUUAGAAGAACAAUCUAGUGAAUCCGGCUCCAGAGGAAGCGUUAGCGCCGGUGCAGAGGAUACUAAUAGAAGCCGUCGUCGUCGUGGACGAAGGAGGAGGAGGGGAGGCAAAUCAGCUCUGUAUCAAGCAACUGAGGCUGAAGCUCAUUUCAUGUUUGAACUGGCUAAGGCUGUCCUUUCUAAGGCCGGAGGAGGCAAUGGCACCUCUGUGUUCACACAAGCAACAAGCAGCGAUACUCAAGCUAGUGCCCAUAGAGUACUGCAGCUGUGUGCUUUUGAAAUUGGACUUUUUGCACUUGGACUGCACAAUCGAACUUCGGCAAAUUGGUUGUCGCGAACGUACUCAUCACAUGUCUCUUGGAUCUCUGGUCAAGCCAUGGAAAUUGGCCAUCAAGCGAUAACGCUUCUCCUGAAACGUUGGGAGGGUAACUUGACCCCCUCUGAGGUUGUGUCUAUUGCUGAUCGAGCAUCCAGGUAUAAUGAUCGCGCUAUGGUACGUGCUGCGGCUGAACUUGGACUGUCGUGUCUUCACAUGGCAACUACUCUCAAUCCCGGGGAGAUUCAGCGGGCCUUGUCUCAGUGUCGUGAGGAGGAUGCCCAAUUAUUGGAACAAGCGUGUCAAGCUGUUGAAAGUGCAGCUCGGGGCGGCGGAGUGUAUCCUGAAGUUCUGUUUGAAGUCGCUAAGCACUGGUACCACCUUCACGAGAAGAACCAAACCAACAAUAGCUCAGCUUCCGGACCAGGAAAUAGCGAAUCAAGAAGUCGAAGUUCUUUGAAUAGAUCUUCUCAGUCUGUAGCCUCGUCUGGCCAUUCUCCUCCAGUGAGCCCGUUUGUACCCCAGGUACCACAAUUUACAAUGCCUCCUUGUUAUCCGUCCAUACCUCCUCCUCUGUACACAACGCCCGAACAAUACGUACAGCAGCAGAUGCACCAGCAAGUCCAUCAGAUGAUGGGGCAUUAUCCCCCCUAUUUACCGGGGGCAUCCUCAGGAUACCGUUCAUAUUCUCAAUCGCGAUCCUUGACUGGGCCUCAAUACUCAUUAUCAGGAGGUUACUCAGGGCCUACUCCUCCACCAUAUCAAGCCACCAAUUUUAACUCAAGUUUAAGUCAGCAUUUAAAUCGCGUAUCAGCCGGACAGCAAGGGACACACGUUUCGUAUCAUCUAAACAGUGCAUACCGGGUGGGCAUGUUAGCGCUGGAGUUCUUAUCCAGACGCACCUCAGAUGACCGACCUAACGUAAAAUUUUCGCGUAAUCCGAAUUGCAGCGAUGACAUCAGGUGGCUGUGUUCACUGUCCGCUAGGCUCGGCAAUUCGCAUCUUCAGCGAUUCUGUGUUGCUGCUUUGAACGCAGUGGCUAGCCCGUUUGUGCUACACGACCUUGCCUUGGAAGCAGCGAGACACAUGGCGCGCUCUAACCCAGCGCAACUGACGGCAAAUCUACGCUCUCCGACCAUUAGUCCUUUAGUACAGAAGAGCUUGACUAUGUAUGCCCAGUGUGUCCAUUACAACUUGUUAAAAAUUUCCCAGAGCGAGUACGAUGAGUUCGUUGAGCUGCUUAGACACGCUCGUGGAGCGUUCUGCAUGGCACCGGGUGGAAUGACGCAGUUUAACGAGCUCUUGCAAAGUAUCCGGCGGGGACAACCCAAAAAGAAAGAACUUUGGCAAAUGAUUAUGAGUGGACUAGCCAAAGCUUAACUUGUGAGCAUAAAACGCACCUAAUGUUUGGAUCAACUGUUCGGCACUGAAAGUUGUUAUCUUUUUUCAUCUCAAUUAUAGUAUUAUUAUGAACACAUUGAACUUGGUUGUAAUCAAAGGAACACCAGCAAGGACUAGAUGAAGAAUGUUGUAGAUGCAAUUUUAAGCAUUUAGGACGCUAUAUUUGGCAUUGUUAGUUUUUUCUUGAAGUUGUUUAAAGCAAUGUUCGGGCGUCUAUACUGAUUAUAUUUAUUUAACCACGAGAGUCGUAAGAAUGCUUCUUAUCUUGUAAUUUAAAUCAUGUGUAAAGAUAUCGUAACGGGGGGGCCGUUGUCAUCUUUGUCGUUGAGAUAAAAAAAAAUUAAGUAUAUUUAUUGGUACACUUUAUUUAUUUUUGUCAAAAAUGUCAUCACUUAUUGUGUUGAAUACAGUUCCUUAAACCGAAUUGAAAAGCACUUUUCAAGCGGACGACUUCGCACUGUUGCCAGCAUUGA
Messenger RNA from Pocillopora verrucosa, 5799 nucleotides. RefSeq names its product zinc finger SWIM domain-containing protein 8-like. NCBI's taxonomy places the organism in Eukaryota, Metazoa, Cnidaria, Anthozoa, Scleractinia, Pocilloporidae. Gene Ontology annotation, molecular function: zinc ion binding. Gene Ontology annotation, cellular component: Cul2-RING ubiquitin ligase complex. The record is from RefSeq and is a predicted model, not a curated record.